AUGCUCUCCUAUUCAGGCAGCAGAUCGUCUGGGGAAGGCGCCGAAGACGAUGACACAAGCAUUAUCGAGCCCGAACAGGGCAACGUCUUAACCCACAUUAUCUCACAACUACGACCUGGUGCCGACCUCAGCCGCGUUGUCUUGCCCACCUUCAUUCUCGAGCCGCGAAGCAUGCUAGAGCGAAUCACCAAUUUCAUGUGCCAUCCUGAGAUGCUUCUCCCUAUUCCUCAAAUCGAUGAUCCGGUCGAGCGCUUCGUCUCCGUUGUCAAGUUCUACCUGAGCGGUUGGCAUAUUAGACCACCGGGUGUCAAGAAGCCUCUGAACCCGAUUCUCGGCGAGGUAUUCUCCUGCUACUGGGACCUACCCAACAACACGCGCGCCUAUUACAUAUCCGAACAGACAUCGCACCACCCCCCAAAGUCGAGCUACUUCUAUGCGGCCCCCGAUCAUCAUAUUCGCAUAGACGGUACCCUGAAGCCUAGGAGCAGAUUCUUGGGCAACUCCGCUGCGAGUCUCAUGGAAGGAAUUGCUGUGCUCACCUUGACAAAUAGGGGGAAGAAUCGGAAGCAUGGAGAAAGAUACUGGUUAACGCAACCAAACAUGUAUGCGAGGGGAAUCUUGUUUGGCAACAUGAAGUACGAGCUAGGCGACCGCAGUGUUGUGCGCUGUCCCGAACUAGGCCUUACUGCUGACGUCGACUUCAAGACCAAGGGAUGGGUCAGCGGAACGUACAACGCCAUUGGAGGUACGAUAAGGGACGAACGCACUGGACAGGCCCUUUUCGAACUUUCAGGCUUGUGGAGUGACGAAAUGUUCAUCAAAGACCUUAGGAACGGACAUAAAGAAAUGUUUUUUGACGCUCGAAAGGCCAAGGCCUCCAAACCACGCGUCCGACCACUAGAGGAACAGAACGAGCGAGAAUCACAGAAGCUAUGGCAAAAGACAGCACAAGCGGUAAAAGACAGAAAUCAUGAGCUCGCAACUACUGAGAAAACCAAGGUUGAGGACAGGCAACGAGAUGAAGCGGCAAGUAGAGCGGCAGCCGGCGUCGAUUGGCACCCACGAUUGUUUAAGAGAAUCGAUAAAGACUACGGCGCUACUACAGAAGACAUAGAACACUUGGAAUGGAUUAUUAAUGCUCACAUCGAUGCCCCGACGCCAGAGAAACAAGCCGAGCAGAUAAUGGCCAUAUACCCGAUAAUACCAGGACAAAAGUAUAGUGAUUGGAAUAUGAUACCACCAUCUGGACACCCGCACAAUGCUGAAACACCUUCUCCAGGGGAAACGACGACGGAUUUGAUCGACUUUGGCCAAAACGAGAGCCCAACGGCAACGGUCACGCCACCACAAUCCAAUAGGAACAGUAAGGAUAUCCCAAGCAUGCUACAAGCCACAGGCCGCCAACCAGAUGGUCCAUUGAUCGACUUUGCAGGCGACGUUAAGAAUAAUUCGCCGAAUUCGAAGGGACAGAGCCCAUAG
Hypoxylon fragiforme is the source of this 1479-nucleotide messenger RNA. Its product is annotated as Oxysterol-binding protein. Lineage: Eukaryota; Fungi; Ascomycota; Sordariomycetes; Xylariales; Hypoxylaceae. Gene Ontology annotation, molecular function: sterol binding. The coding region runs from base 1 to 1479 and encodes 492 amino acids. The transcript is spliced from 7 exons. The record is from RefSeq and is a predicted model, not a curated record. Gene Ontology annotation, cellular component: cytosol; intracellular membrane-bounded organelle; cortical endoplasmic reticulum.